Messenger RNA from Pristis pectinata (smalltooth sawfish), 10794 nucleotides. RefSeq names its product nuclear factor I/C (gene nfic). Gene Ontology annotation, molecular function: DNA-binding transcription factor activity, RNA polymerase II-specific; RNA polymerase II cis-regulatory region sequence-specific DNA binding. Gene Ontology annotation, biological process: regulation of transcription by RNA polymerase II. Lineage: Eukaryota; Metazoa; Chordata; Chondrichthyes; Rhinopristiformes; Pristidae. Bases 578 to 2290 code for a protein of 570 amino acids. The record is from RefSeq and is a predicted model, not a curated record. Gene Ontology annotation, cellular component: nucleus. The transcript has 12 exons.
GGCGCAGUCAUCCGACUAGGACAAUAUUUCUGCUCGGUAUCUUUUCACCAGGACUAAGAGUGCUGCAAAAUGCGCCGGGUCCUCUCGUCCACCCCUCCCUCCUGGGGGGAAUGUCCUGUUGUAUAAUUUUGCUCACGGAUUUUUGCUGUGAAUUUUUUUUUUUUGCAAGCACCACCCAUGGGUGAAGCAGUUGCAGGGUGGGAUUGUUCUGUGCAGCGUCUGUCAGAGCGCAGGGACCUGCGGGGGGAAAGUCUCCCUUUAAAUCGCGGCUCUUAAAGCGGCGCUAACUUUCUGCCGAGCCCAGUGCCGCUGGGUCGCCGAGAGCGGGCGCGGGCUGUCAGUUAGUUGCUGUCGGUUCCUUUGGAGGGAUGCGGGCGUAGCGGCCGGCAUGGGGCGGACUGGCCCCCGACUCACCGCUUGACACAUGAGGCCGCCUUGCGGAGCCGCUGCCCCCCGUCACUGGCCGUCGGACCCUCGCCCCUGUGUGUGUGUGGAGGUGGGAUCUCGGCGCUGAGGCGCGAUGUCACCCUGAGCGCCCAACUUUUCGGAUGGUCGGAGACUUGGAUUCCAGGCCGUCAUGAUGUUCUCUCCGCUCUGUCUGACCCAGGAUGAAUUUCAUCCAUUCAUCGAGGCACUGCUUCCACAUGUCCGUGCAUUUGCCUACACAUGGUUCAACCUACAAGCUCGGAAACGAAAGUACUUCAAGAAGCACGAGAAACGGAUGACAAAGGACGAAGAGAGAGCAGUGAAAGAUGAGUUGCUGAGUGAGAAAGCAGAAGUGAAACAGAAGUGGGCCUCAAGGCUGCUCGCCAAACUGCGUAAGGACAUCCGUCCUGAGUACCGUGAGGAUUUUGUACUGACCAUCACAGGGAAGAAGGCUCCUUGCUGUGUUCUCUCCAAUCCGGACCAGAAAGGCAAAAUAAGACGCAUAGAUUGUUUACGACAAGCGGAUAAAGUUUGGAGGUUGGAUCUGGUGAUGGUGAUCCUAUUUAAAGGGAUCCCUUUGGAAAGUACUGAUGGAGAGCGUCUGGUGAAGUCCCAACAGUGUAGUCACCCAAUGCUGUGUGUGCAGCCCCAUCACAUAAGUGUUUCAGUUAAGGAACUUGAUUUAUACUUGGCAUACUUUGUGCAAGAAAGAGAAUCUGAGCAAAGUGGCAGCCCAAGGCCUGCUAUUGGCUCUGACGCUGAUGACACCAAGACAGGAACAAUUGAACACACAGAUUUUCAAGAAAGUUUUGUGACUUCAGGAGUCUUCAAUGUAACUGAACUGGUGCAGGUAUCAAGAACCCCCAUUGUGACGGGAACAGGACCGAAUUUCUCUCUCGGAGAGUUACAAGGGCACUUGGCCUACGAUCUGAACCCACCAAGUACAGGCAUGAGGAGAACUUUGCCAAGCAGCUCAUCAAGCGGGAGUAAGAGACACAAAUCUGGCUCAAUGGAAGACGACAUUGACACUAGCCCAGGUGGGGAGUUUUACCCUUCACCCAGUUCUCCUGCAGGCAGCAGUAGGAACUGGCAAGAGGAAAUGGAAGGAGGUAUCUCCCCUACCGUGAAGAAGACUGAGAUGGACAAAUCUCCAUUUAACAGCCCCUCUCCGCAGGACUCAUCUUCACGAUUGGGUAGCUUCACACAGCACCACCGUCCUGUGAUCGCUGUGCACAGCGGUCUUGCAUCAAGAAGCCCUCAUGCCUCUCCAUCUUUGCAUUUUCCAACAACUUCCAUCCUUCCCCAGACUGCUUCAGGCUAUUUCCCCCACACAACAAUCCGGUUCCCACCUCAUCUCAAUCCUCAGGACCCUCUCAAGGAUUUGGUCUCACUUGCCUGUGAUUCAUCUAAUCAACAACCAGGCCCGCCUGGGAGGGAGGGCGAGAGAGCCGCGGACUACUCCAUGACUUCAGUGACAAUGCCACUUCGUGCUCAAAUGAGAGGACGCAUGCUUCCUGCGGAGAGAGACACCCUGUGUCAGUUGUUCUACUCCCCGGGCCCUGGGGAGUGUUAUCCUCAUGUGAAGCUGAACGGCAGUGGUCAAGUGGUAAGCAAAGUCCCGAGCCACUACAUUUCUACAUCGAUGCUGGCACCCCCACCCCCUCCAUCCAUGGCCAGAUCGGUAACACUGGCAAUGCCACCUGACACCAAAACAACCACAACAACCACAGAGAGUGCAGCAGCAUCACCAACAUCACCCACGUAUACGACACCUGGCACGCCCCCAGCUAACCGAUCCUUUGUGGGAAUAGGACCAAGAGAUCCUGGUAGCCUUUAUCAGCCACAGUCCUGGUAUCUGGGAUAGUUGAAGUUCCCUUUCAAGUAUUACAGAAGCUGUGUAAUCAUGUUUCAAGAAACAUGGUCGAGCGUCGACUUUGGUUUCAAGUUUAAAACAGAGAGAAACAAGGGAGAAGGCUAUUUAUCGACUCGCCUUUAAAAGAAAAUGUAAAGUCAGAAACACUAUCAUCCUACCAACAUGUUCCGAAGAUGGGUGCAAUUCACUUCUCCAUUGGCUGAAGCUUAGCCUGAGGUUUCCCCAUCUGUUUUAUGCAAAUAAGCCUUUAUAUUUCUUAAAAAUAAUUACAGAACAAAGUUUACUAAAUCUGCUUUUGACAGGGUGGGAAAAUUAAUCUUCAUCAGCUAAACAUAAUUCAGAAUUGCAUUAUGGUUAUCUUUUGAUUUUGCCUUUUUAAAGAACAAGGGUAGAUUCAUGUACAGGAUUGAUGUACAGCAAUGUGCAUGAGCAUUUAAAAGCCACCUGAACUAGACUUCAGGUGCUGAAAUGCACAGUGAAGUGUACCUGUGCAUUGGAGUACCUGAGGACAGAUCGACUAAAAAUGAUCACAGUUUAAGGACAAUUCUUCCACUUUUUUAAAAAACAAUCUUGAUUAUAAUUGUUGUGAAUUUUUGUUUUUAAACUAACUUUACUGUAAAGUUUUAAUCAUCACGAAGAUGUGCACUAAUGAAGCCUACACAUUGGAGGCCAUCACUUCAGUCUGGCUAAUUCAUUAGCUCAACAUCAAGUUACGUUCUGUGCUCCUGGCCAAACUAAACAUGAGAAUUAUUUUUCUAGUACACAAGCAAAUGUGUUUAAUACUUUGGUGGAAAAUCAUUCCAUUAAAUUGUUCAAGCCGACACAGUUAAAAUUUCUUUAAAGAAUUCCUUCAGAAUUCCUAAAGAAUCCCAGAUUGCAGGUCAGAUUAACCAGGGAUCUGGUUGCCUAGUCUCGGUCUAUCAAAUAGGAAGGUCACGGAGCAAUUUCUCUUCCUCUGCAGUUUAUAAGCUAAGGAAGAAAUUAAAUACAUGCAGUGUUAAAAACAUCUUGCACUGUAGUGAAUGAUUGAACUCACCUGAAACUUUAAACACAUUUUUACGAUUAUUACUAAUAAACCACAACACGAAUCAGUCAGAUAAAUGCUUACAGUUUUCGAUUCCAAUUUUCCCACCCUAAGCAUCAUUUACUUUUUUGCAUGCAGCUAAUAGUACAGAUAUAGAUGUUCAUCUACCAGAGCAGUAGAUUUACUGGUUUUAGUUAUUAUCGCUUUUCACUAGUGCAUGACAUAGUCCAUUAGGUACAUACCUAGGUUUUGGUGAUAGUUUUGGGAGACAUUGGUGGCUGCAUAUAGGGUGUGGGGGAAUUCUUCAUAAGCAGUGUCAGUACAAGGUCUCACACUACCACACAUAGAUUACUUUACCUUUCCUUCCUAGUCCCAGGGUUUGGUUAUUUUAAACGUACAAUGGCUGCAAGCUCAAGAAUAUCGUUAGUGGGUUAUCUUUUGGGAACAGGGUAGAAAAUUGUUUUGAGAAUUGAUAUUUUUGGGGAUUUUUUUUUGUUUUAAUUCUAAAGUUAAACACCGUGUGUUUAUUCUUCAAUAUUCACACCUUUCAGCUAUUACACAGGAGAACAGGACCAGAUUUCAACAAUGUCUAAGAUAGUUUCAAAAUCAUGCUUUUGGAUUGUAGCAUUCGAUCAGUGAUCAACUUUAAAUUGGGGGGGUUGCUGCAUUUUAAAGAACAGGUUAAUUACCUGUUUAAACAGAGAAAGAAUAAUCUUUUGUAAAGAUUUAAGAGGCAAGUGCAAUUGAAAGGAAACAAAUUUCUAAUUUAGCAAUUCUUUUUAACUUGUCCUUGUACCCCAGGACUGUAAAACGGGGCAAAUUGUUGUCGCCAGGCGACUGUGGCACAAAAGUGCGCCGAAACACCAUUCCCCUCCCCCCACACCCAAAUCCCACCCCUAAACCCCAUUUCCCAACCCCCACCCAAACACCACCCCCCACCCCCCACCACCCUUCACAGGUGAACACAAAUGCCUUAGUAUGUUACUUGUUAUUUUAUUUUUUUAAGCAGAGGGUAACCAGCUACCCUCAUUAAAAAGAAAAGACAGCACUUGUGCACACAAUAUCAUUCAUUAAACUGACACAUAUCAAAAGCAAUAUUUGGCAUAAUUUUCAGUUUUUGUUCACAGUGAAAGCUUUUGACAAAAGUAGCCUGCACCUGAACAAAUUUCUAUCCAUGUAUGCUUAUUUUACCAGCUUAGGUACAGCCUUGCCUAAGCUAAAAUGCUGGCAUCCAAAACCUCACAAGUGUAAGCAGAAACGGUGAGGCAAACUCUAUAGAUGUAUUUAUAUUAACAUUUUUUUUUCAUCAAAGGUGCUGAGUGAUGCAUGGUGCUUUGAUAGUAAACUUUGUGAUCCAGCAAAACAAAAAUCAAUCAGCUCUACGCUGAAUUCUGAUGUGCAUGGCAACUAUGUGCUGGCUUCACUAUUUUCCCAACAAAAUCCUUUCCUAAUUUGCACGGAAUUUUAUACCACAUUAUGUGCCUUGCCUUUGAGAAAAAAUGUUUGAAAAAAAACAAAAAAAAAUCCUUGGUAUCACUGCACAAAUUUUUGGCUGCAUGUGUGUUUGCUUGUCAUUAAGAAAAUACCAUUGGUAAAAUUGUAAGGGUUUAUGAUUUUUGCUUCAUAGGACAUUGUAACAGCACUAAUUAUCAGUAUUCCAGUGAUUCUGUGGAUUUUCAUAUAGAAUAUAUUCAUCUUGCAGUCAUGUAGGAACAUUGCUUUUGGACGUUAUUUGUCACUAAUAUUUUAAUGAAAAGUGUUUCACUUUUGUUUCUCCCUAUUUGUGUCUUCCAGCUCCUAUUAUUUUGAAUCUUUGGAAAAUAUGCAAUACCAGUCUUGUCGUAGACGUAGAGCAUGUAGCUUGUUUUAAUCACUUUGAGUUAGCACUCAUGAUAACUACAACGUCAUACUUUUCUAGUUUUUUAAUAUUAAUUUUGUUUUAAUUGACCAAAGUUGGUGCUGCUCUCUAUACAGAAAGAAAGAUAGGUCCUUCUCCUGUAAUGAGUAAUGCUUGAUCCAUGAUUAAGAAAGGUGAACAUGAGAGGGAAAAAUGUAUAUUUACAGUAAGGCUGUGAAGCACCAUGUUGGCAGCAAAUUAAAGGAAAAAUAUUUUCUUGUUCGCUGUGUGCCCUGGUGGUUCAAAUGUUGAACUCAGAAAAAAAAUAAUUACCUUAAUUAGAGUCAAUUGGGCAGGCCAUGUUUCAGUCAACUUGAUCAGACAAUUGCCGUAGUAAAUUUAUCAGGCCCAACAUUUCGGCCAAGUGUGGGUCAACCCUUUUCUUUAUUUGAUUGAUAACAACUUACAAUCAUUUGUGUUGCUUUGGGCAGAUCAGAUAUCAACAGUGCAUCAAUCCUCAUUUUUCACUGAGGAAAAGAUUCCUCAGUGCAACUUCUUUGAAAAAUUGUUGACCUACGUUUACUUGGUAGCAGAGCUGCUGUUGUCUGUUUGUACCUGAAUCUGGUUUGAGCAGGAAAUAUUCCAUAGAUACUAUUCCACCAGACCUAAGUGCUUCACAGCUUCAACUGUCAACUAUCCUGAACUUUUAAGGAAAAGCUUCACAUCAGAAUCUGAAAACCAUGAAUUAAGGUUGUACAUAAAAGCUCAAAAUCAAAACAUAAAGCAAUAGUUGUGGGGUGUCAAUUUGAUAUAGUAGUGUUCAAUACAAAAGCCAUCUACACGAGGUGGAAUGAUAAGUGAUAACCAAGUCACAUAUAGCUCUGCUUUAAGAUCCUACUAAUGUCUCUGAGCUUUCAUAAUUGGAAUUUGAUUGACACUUGGUAUGCUAGCUGGGAUGCUGAGCAAGGAGGACAAGAAUUAGGGCAAUGCCAGUAAGUUUGAUCCUUGUUGCAUCUUUGUCUUGGACAUUAGCUGCCUUCCUUGCAGACUGUGUAUUUGUAAGCUGUAUAGUUUUAUUAAGUAUGUUUUACUUAAUCUACCCUAUUUUAUAAGGCAAAGACUUUGUAAUGAGAAAAGUACAAAAAAUGUUUCAUUACACUGGCUUAUUAAGAAUGUUCAGCAUUAUAUACCAUUUGUAGAGUAUUCUUCCUCCGUGGGAACUGGAUUUGAGUUAAACUCUCCUGUUGCCUUUAUUGUAUUUAAAUACAGUAAUUGUCCUCAUUUUAUGGUUUUGCAUAUUCCUAUACUUUAAAAGUAUAGGCUUCUGGUGUAAAAGAGCCAUUGUAAAUGGAAAAAAAAUGCUUUAUUUUAUGAAGAGUAAUUAUGUCAAACUUGUAAGAAACACUUGGAAUUUGAGAAGGAGUGUUGUCAUUGUAGUCUUUUUGACUGUUUAAAAGAAAAAAAAGUCUGUAGACUUUCAAGUGCUAAACUGGUGGGAGUAGAACAGAUUAUGUAUACUCUUUGUAGGGCUAGGGAGCCCAACAAAUUGUUGUAUGCAAUGUACAGUAUUGUUUGUGCAAAGGACGAUGCAAUGCUGGUAGCUAGUUUAAUUUUUAAGGGCAGGACAGAAACAUGUUUACGUGUAUUUAAACCUUUGGCAAUGGCUGACCGCAUGCUCCGUGGAAUCCUUGUACGAGAGAAUUCUCCUCCAUCCAUCAGCUUCAAGCAGGAUAGAAUGCUGCCACAAUCAAACAUGUGACUUUUUAUUAUUCCUAAAGGGGUUCUGAGUUGGCUGAUGACUUCUGUUGGAGUCUGUAAGGUGAACCCUGUCAUUUGUGAAGGUUCUGGAGGCUCAGGUCUGUGUGGUGCAGAUUAACGAUGACCUUUACUCCUCUGAUUUGGUCCCUUUGUAAUCAAUUUCCACCCUUCUUUGCUUAAUAAUUCCUUCCAGAUUUUUAUUGCCACCAUAUUGGUGUUUGUUCUUCCUCCGACAUUCCGGUCAGUUUUCCAAUUGAUUGAGAGCUUGCUUACCUCCCCGAGUACAAGUCUGCCCUCCACAUUUCCCUAACAAAAAAUAUCUUCUGAUACUUCCAAUCUCCGAGUCACACACUUUAGGGUUAUGAUAGAAUAUAUCUCAGCCCUGUCACUUUCUCUACUUCUAUGCUAGAAAAGUAUUUUUUAAAUCAAAAUGAGAUGUGCGAUCAAAAAUUAUUCUUAAUUUCAAUGAGACGUAUCCCCUUUAUUCUUACCUUUCCAAUCAUUUCGGUAGACAGUCCUUGUUCUUCUGCAAUGAAUCUGGGUGUCUUGGUAACCUCAGGUAGAUGGUACAAUAGCAACAAACAAAAUUGCUGGGGGGACUCAGCGGGUCAGCCAGCAUCUGUGGCAGGAAAUGGACAGUCGACGUUUUGGGUCGAGACCCUUCAUCUGGAUGAACUUCAGAAGGAGAAUCUCAACCCAAAAUGUCAACUGUCCACUUCUUUCCACAGAUGCUGCCUGACCCGCUGAGUUCCUCCAACAUGUUGCUUGUUGCUCUAGAUUCCAGCAUCCGCAGUCUCUUGUGUCUCCAUAGUACCAGUGGUAAUGUACAAUUACAAUCCAAAAUAUAUUCUUCACUUUCAACAAAUUUAAUAAAACAAUGAAUCAUCACGUGUAGGGAAUUCCUGAUUCCAGAAAGUUGUCUCAGAAAUCUGGAAGCUAUCAAUGACUUUGGAGAGCACUGGCUGUUAAACCUGUUUAAACAAAGAGCAUUGCUAUAAUAUUAGUUUUAGUUGGUUCUAACCACUAUUAGUUUAAUUCUUUCCCAUGCAAGGCUCUCAGGGAUGAAGUGGCUGGCUGUCCUCACCAUUACUGCUCAACUCACCUCUCAGUCUGCACAGUAAAGACCUGAGCUGCAAAGAAGGCACAUGCUUUAUGCCGAGGCAGCCAUCCAGAAACCAACAAAAUUCAUUUCCCUCCUCGAACCCUGGAUAAAUUUGCACUGUUCCAUGUCUUUCACCCUUCCCGUUUCUGCAAUAACUCAAGACAGGAACUGAAACGGAACAAGCUGCCAUUGACAUUGCCAGUAGCCACAGCAUUAGUGAAAUCAACACCAUUCUUAGGCCUACACCACAGAUAUAUUUUUUCUAAGGUUUUAUCUAACCCCCUGCAAAAUGUGCCAGUUGCUUCAGUUAGCCUGAAGGGAAUAUGCAAAUUCCAUCACAGUUUCCAUCUCUAUUAUUUGUUGUGCAGCUCCUUUGCAGCAAAGCGCAAUGACACACAUUGAACAGCCAUUACAUUUUGUAGAAGACAGUAGAUAUACUGGUAUUGUUCUUUCACAUACACAGCUCAUCUAAGCAUCUGUAACUAGGUCUCUGGAAAUCUCUUUGAAAGACAGGAAACGGCUGAGUUCUCAAGGACUGUUGAAGUGACACCUGACCACCUGUCACUUGUAUAGACAUUUUAUUCAGGCUGUGCAAAAACUCUAAAUUGCAAGGAAGUUUGUGAAGGUUCUUGUAAAUGUGCUGAUGUAAAAGUAUUUUUCAGGCUGGUUUGGCAAACUCAGUUUUCCAUCUUUGACAAUCAGGUUUAGAAGGCAAUCACUUCCUCAACCUUCUUUACAUGGAUGGUGAGCAUUGAUUGGGCUCUGUCUGUUGGAGACUGUCUUGGAACUGGGUCCAGCAUUAACUGGACUCUUUGGAUUACCUCUGACUGGAUCACUUUCCUCCUAAAAUUAGCUCGCGUUAGUUGUUUCCCGCCACGUCAUUACCUGCCCUAAUGUUCUUCCAAAAAAAUCAAUUAAACACUUCCUGCUGGUUUUCAAACACAAGCAAAGCACCUACACUGUUGCCCCAAUAAGAAACUCCAAAUUCUCAGAAUUGGGAAGCCUUGUUUGCAAGAACCCAAGUAAUGAAACUAAAGGGUAAGGCAGUAAAAGGAGCUCAGUCGCUGGGCAGUCACAGUAACAGUAAGGACAAUAGUUAAGUAUCCAAAUGGUGCAGGCAUUGCCCAACACCCCAAUAACUGGAACUCCCGACCAAUCAUAACACCUUUUGUAGGAGUUAGCAACGCAAAGUAAUCCCAGUCCCGAUGAAAAGUCUCGACCCGAAACAUUGACUAGCCAUUUCCCUCACACACACUGCCUGACCCGCUGAGUUCCUCCAGCACCUUUUGUGUGUUGCUGCAGAGUUCCAGCAUCUGCAGUCUCCUGUGUCUCCACAAAGUAAAUUCACACACUAUCCUUAGACAAUGCUUUUGCCAAGAAAUCUGUCUGUAUGUUCUAAUUGCAAAUAAUUUCGGGUUAAACACUCUAUCCAUUUAUUUUGUGCCACAGAUCAGUCACAAAUUUUAGAUUAUAUUUUGGUUACUAAAAUAAUGAAAUAAUACUGCAGCUUGCACUCUAAUAUUCCACAUUAUUCUGAUACCAAAAUCAGACUGUUGAAGAUGCAUCAUUCGGAUCAUUGUUUUACAUUUAAGAAUAACUGAGUUAUUUAUUCAACACUGUGAAGCUUACUAUUGACACAGAGUGACAAUUCAGUCAUAUCAGAAUGAACCUGUUCCAUAAUGUCUAUUAACUGUAAAGCCAGUAAUCAGAAGCAAUAUAAAUUUAUUUGGACACACCAUGGUUAAAAGCCUUAAUCCAGCUACAGAACCCGAAUGAAGCAGCUCCAUGUAAACAAGGUUAUACUUGGCGUGCUUUGCUCCAACUACACUGAACUUUACUGUAUGAAAUAGCAGGAAAAUAGGCAAAAGAUCCAGCGAUGCAGCACGUUUUCCUACUGCAUAUGGUCCUGUAGGGAGUGAUCUGCUGAUUAGCAUGACAGCAGCAACAAAAGUCGAGCUUCAAUGUUGACAUACUUGUAUAGAGAGCAAUGGUCAGCUAAGCAGUUGCAUUAUUCUCUGCAAUGAUUUAUAACAAUUUUAACAAGCCAGCAGAAAAAGUACCAAAAAACAUUUUUAAUAAAUGCAGUGCCUGAUAAUCGACUGCUGGAUUCAAUUUUGCUUUGCAAAGCCUGGGUUUUAACAGUUUAUCGGUCUUUUAUUAAGUCUUUGUCACACAGUCUCUAUUGCAAAUGUCCUUUGAACAUCACUGUUGUAAUUCCAUAUGUAUUACAUCACAUAUUUUCUGGGAAGAGAUCAUUUCUCUGAGAACAUGUUGAGACCGUGUUAUUUCUGAGGGUUUUUCAUUAUAUUUUAGAAUAUUACAGUAGUUACUACAGUAGUUAAUCAGUAACCGCUUGCUUGCUGCACAGACAUACACACACUACACACCAGAUCAAACUUGUGGCUCUUUAGUUGCUAGAUGCAAAUUUCUGACAAAGCAAACCUUCUUGACCACAGUACAUCUACUCCAGCAACAAACAGAAAAUCCUUUAUUUUGAUUGUACUUGUUUUUUAAUCCUUAGCUAAGUAUGUAAAGGGACAAAUAGAAAAAGCAGCCCUUGUGCUGCUGCUCUUGUGCACAGAUGUACAGAAUAUACGUAUGUAACUAAAUCACCACUCGUUUUAAACUGGUGUGAACUCAGCUUGACAUUUGAUUAUAACCAUCGUAUUCUGCCAUUACUGUUCGCAGCUGCUCAUACUACAUACAGUUACUGGAAGUGAAUAUGUUUCCCUAUGCAAAAAAAAGUUAAAAAAAAAUAAACAAGCUAUGCUAUA